Molecule: messenger RNA, 1798 nt
Organism: Hippocampus comes (tiger tail seahorse)
Lineage: Eukaryota; Metazoa; Chordata; Actinopteri; Syngnathiformes; Syngnathidae
Gene: dub
Product: duboraya
Exons: 8
Coding region: 574-1461 (295 amino acids)
Source: RefSeq, a predicted model, not a curated record
UACAAAGUAGCUCAAGCAACGUACCUAAAGCAAUUCAGAUUAAUGAUUACCGAUACAACAUAGACGAUAAAUACGGUAAAGUGGCGGCUUGUAAAUAAAGUUAAAACUUUUUCAAAGCAGCCGCUGGUAGUUAAAUUCACCAAAAUGGCUCACUUAAAGUGAGCCAAAGUAUUUCCAAGUGGUUCAAAAUACUUUGGGUAUCCAGAAUAAUGUAAGAUAAUAAAUUUUAUAUAUAGUUACGUACAUUGUAUUUACUUUCUGCAAUAGGACAUAAUCAAAGUACUGUACUGGACCUCAAAAGGGCAAAUAUAUUCAAAGGAUUCAACUUAGUGAUUUUUGAUGAAUGAAUGCAGAAGGAGCUCGGUCCGCAUCCGAGAAAUGAUAAACAUGUGACUGAACAUGAGCUGCUGUGUAUCUGUAGUGUUCUAUAUUUAACCCGCCGGCCUGCUCAGUCUCUCUCGCACAUACUCGACUUAAAGCAGCCGACGAGCCGCCAGCGGAAUGGAGACCAUACGAGGGCAAACAAAUCAGUGAUUGGGUGAAGUGGCUGCUGAAGUUGCAGGUUUUGCCAAAAUGCAGGAAGGACAUGGACGAGAAAAUGAGGAGCAGACGGCGUCACGGCCCUCUGUGGCUGAACUUGCCGGAAGGUUCAAAGGUUCCUCUCCUCCCCCUGCCAGCGAGACGUUUCAGGAAAAGCCGGUCAGACGCCGACCUCCUCGCUCCUUACAACUGCCUAAAUCCCACGGAGACGAGCAUGAGAGGCCUUCAGGUGUGACUUCUCCUGUUAAAGCCAAGAGGAACUCCGCCCUGAUUGAGAAGCUUCAGGCCAACCUGGCUCUGUCCCCCGCCAAUCUGCUGCCCUCCCCCAAAAGCCCCGGCUUCAGGCUGCUACCGCCCUUCAGUCCGCCGUCUUCGCCCAGCCCCACUGCGGGGACCCCCUCGCCCACGCUGACGUCUCCAAGCUCCAUUUCUACGUCUUUGGUGACCGAGGAGGAGGGGCCGGUGUCAUUUGAAGCCCCUCCCACAGCGGCGGAGGGAUCCCUCUUGAUGAACGUGAACAAGAGCCGAGCUCGCCACUCUCUCAGGCGACGCCCUCCGUCCCGCCGCCACAGGAAGUCCAGCAACGGAGAGGAAGUGGCCGCGGCCGGGGAGGAGACAGACACACCCACGAGCCAACCGGAUCAGAAAACAACACAAGGAGGAGGCGGGGAUGUCGUCGGCGAUGAUAAUAGAAAUCAUUUGAAGGAGGACAAAUCGGAAGAAACUCCGAAAGAAGGCCAGAUCAAUCGUGACAUUCAUCUCAGGGGAGAAGAAGAAAAUAAGAAGCAGGAUGAUGGAGAGGAGAAGGAGACUCAAGAUGGAGUCAUGGGGGAGGGAGAGAACCAAGAGACAACCUCAGAAGAAUCUCCAAACAACAACAAAGAUGAAGACAAAAGUCACGGUUCCACGUGGCAGAGUUGAUGAGAAGUUGAACAAGGUUCCGGUUUCUGAGCCACUCCAAGAGGUCUUGGUUUGGAAGCGUUGUGGGAGCAGAGACCUCCAAAAGAGAGCGGACAAAACACUUUUCCAUCGAGAACCUGAAACGUUGCCGCAUCAGAGCUGGCAUUGAGCCGCCUUUGUUUUGAAAGACGGCAUUGAGACAAUGAGAUAGAGACUCUUACUUUCAGUUCAUCCAAAAAAACCCAAAAAACAAUCGCACGGAAUUGAACCCCUUUUUCCUCUUUUAACAAUCAAUCCCAUUUCCUUGUCCCUGCAUCUGUCAGAGUUGUUAUCGCAUAAAACUACACAUUUGACAACA